This is a messenger RNA of Homo sapiens (human), 3129 nucleotides long. RefSeq lists its product as uncharacterized. The transcript is spliced from 6 exons. The record is from RefSeq and is a predicted model, not a curated record. Bases 249 to 1211 code for a protein of 320 amino acids. NCBI's taxonomy places the organism in Eukaryota, Metazoa, Chordata, Mammalia, Primates, Hominidae.
GCUCCAGCCCCACAGUCCUCUUUCUGCUUCUUUCCCAGCCUCUGGGCUUUUGCACACGCUGUUCCUUCUGCCUGAACACCCUCCACUGGGCUGAGAACAACUCUCUGAGACCUCUCUCAGCUGUUGCUUCCUUUGGAAAAGCCGCUGCUGCUGUCCCUCUCCCAGCUCAAAGACCUGCUGAGCCUCCUGUCUUUUUCAGUUCCCAUGCCCCCAGCACUUCUCCUUGGCCUCCUUUGGCCCAAUUGACAAUGUCCAUUCUCAAUGCCUUCCCACCCAGCGCUGAGCCCCACUGGGUGAAGGCAAUGCCUGUCAUGUUCACCACAAUAUCCCCUCCCCCAUCACCACGACUGGUCCACAGUGAUGCUCAAAAAAGAUCUGUUGGUAGGCAAUGCGAAGGUGCAUUCAUGUCAUCCUGCAGGCGGAAUUCUCCACGAGUUUUGAGCAGCCUCGGGUUUCCCACCACCUCCAAAUCAUGGAAGACACAGGUUCAGGCAGAGCCCGCGGAGCCAUGGCCAGCCCUUCCAGCAGCUCCGAAGCCACUGGCAAGCCCCGAGGCAGGGAUGGCAGUCCCAGGAUGGGGGAGGAGGAAGUCCCUCCCGAAGAGAAGAGGCUGGGGCUGUAGCUGGAGGGGGGAAGCGCACAGCCCGAGGACUGCGAGGACGGGGAGGACCCGCCGCUGCCGGGCAGGAAGGAGACCGGCACCCAGACAGGUGGCGACGGCAAAGGAGCGGAAUUCUCCACGAGUUUUGAGCAGCCUCGGGUUUCCCACCACCUCCAAAUCAUGGAAGACACACGGUGCAGGCAGAGCCCCCCAGCCGUGGCCAGCCCUUCCGGCAGCUCGGAAGCCACUGGCAAGCCCCGAGGCAGGGAUGGCCGGCCCAGGAGGGAGGAGGACGACGUCCCUCCCGAAGAGAAGAGGCUGCGGCUGUAGCUGGAGGGGGGAAGCGCAGAACCCGAGGACUGCGAGGACGGGGAGGACGCGCCGCGGCCAGGCAGGGAGGAGACCGGCACCCAGACAGGUGGCGAAGGCAGAGGAGAAGGAAAAUACAUGUACAGCCAACUUCCUUGAGGGUUCGUUCUUUUGCAUCAGGGUGUCUCAAACUGAUGCCCUUAAAACACCUGUAAGAGAAUCAUCCAGGCGGCUUGCUUGCUCUGCAUGCAGGCCCUUUAGAAUCAGACUCAGAAUCCCUGGGGCUGGAGCCACAAAAUGAAAUGACAUUUCAACGAGUUUGUCAUCAUGUGAGAGAGAAUAGGCACAGAGAAGUUGCCCAUGACUCUGUGAUCCGUUUUGUCCAAUGAACCAUGAGCAGCAGCAACUUGAGUCACCUCCAGGUGGAAGUGUUAAGAGGCUGCUCUAUGAUCCACCACAUUCCCUUUGCCCUGAAGUGGUGAUCAAGGACACAUGCAGAGAUGGGGCUUUUGUCAGCCUGGAUCCCUGAGUGAACACAAUGAACAGACCACCCCAGAAUGCCCUAACACAGCCCAGACAUGCAACGUGACCAAGAAUAAGCCUCACUGUGGCCAGGCAUGGUGGCUCAUGCCUGUCAUCCCAGCACUUUGGGAGGCCAAGGUGGGUGGAUCAUUUGAGGUCAGGAGUUCAAGACCAACCUGGCUAACAGGGUGAAAUCCUGUCUCUACUAAGUACAAAAAUUAGCCAGACAGUGGUGGCAUGGGCCUGUAAUCCCAGCUACUCAGGAGGCAGGAGAAUCACUUGAGUCUGGGAGGCAGAGGUUGCAGUGAGCUGAGAUUGCACCACUGCACUCUAGUCUGGGUGACAGAGUGAGACCCUGUCUCAAAAACAAACAAACAAAUACCUCACUGCAUGAGGCCACUGAGAUUUGGGGUUUGUUGUUACUGCACCAGAACCCAAAUCAUCCUGACCGCUAGGGUGACCUAACUAGGGUUUCUUACCAAAAGCAAAGGCAUUUUUAAAGUUCGUGACAUUUAAACAAAAGAGCAAAUACCAAUAUCUACCACUUUGUCAGGCUAAAAAACCCAAAGAAAGCCAACAGCCAGAAGUUAAAAUAAACAGAUCAUUAGGUUGAAAAUAGAACUGUCAAAACAGGCACAAUUGACUUCAUUUAGUGAUUGCAAAGAACAUCAGGCAAGACACAGGUGUGGUCAUCAUAACAUUUAUCACAUGCUUCAUUGCACAUGUUUGACUAAGAAAAACACAAAGUAUUUAAGCUCAUCUGUAGUUCAAAGUGCCUAUCCGUGUAUUUAUCUAUUCAUCCUGAUUUAUUUAUUGAGCAACUCUUUUGUGCCAGGCACUGUGCUGUGUUGCGGGAAGUCAGGGACCCCAAAUGGAGGGACCAGCUGAAGCCAUGACAGAAGAACGUGGAUUAUGAAGAUUUUAUGGACAUUUAUUAGUUCCCCAAAUUAAUACUUUUGUAAUUUCUUAUGCCUGUCUUUACUGCAAUCUCUAAACAUAAAUUGUGAAGAUUUCAUGGACACUUAUCACUUCCCCAAUCAAUACCCUUGUGAUUUCCUAUGCCUGUCAUUACUUUAAUCUCUUAAUCCUGUCAGUCGAGAAGGAUGUAUAUCGUCUCAGGACCUGUAAUAAUUGCGUUAAGUACAUAAAUUGUACAUCAUGUGUGUUUGAGCAAUAUGAAAUGUGGGCACCCUGAAAAAAGAACAGGAUAACAGCAAUUGUUCAGGGAAUUAGAGAGAUAACCUUAAACUCUGACCGCUGGUGAGCCAGGCAGAACAGAACCAUAUUUCUCUUCUUUCAAAAGCAAAUGGGAGAAAUAUCGCUGAAUUCCUUUUCUCAGCAUGGAACGUCCCUGAGAAAGAGAAUGCGCACCUAGGGGUAGGUCUCUGAACUGGCCCCCCGGGGCGUACCUGUCUCUUAUGGUCGAGAUUGCAGAGGUGAAAUAAACUCCAGUCUCCCAUAGCACUCCCAGGCUUAUUAGGAAGAGAAAAUUCCCGCCUAAUAAACUUUGGUCAGACGGGUUGAUCUCAAAACCCUGUCUCCUCAUAAGAUGUUAUCAAUGACAAUGGUGCCAAAACUUCAUUAGCAAUUUUAAUUUCACUUCCGUCCUGUGAUCUGGCCCUGUCUCCACUUGCCUUGUGAUAUUCUAUUACCCUGUGAAGUACUUGAUGUCUGUCACCCACACCUAUUCAUAUACU